Molecule: messenger RNA, 528 nt
Organism: Cherax quadricarinatus
Lineage: Eukaryota; Metazoa; Arthropoda; Malacostraca; Decapoda; Parastacidae
Source: RefSeq, a predicted model, not a curated record
UAAUAAUUUUAUCAGGGUCUUGUUCUUGUGAUCAAUGCCCUUCGAGUUUACUAUGGGAGUUGGGUUGGCGACUGGACAGAGGUGCUUCUGAUUGGACCAGUGUGUGUGGCACUUCCACUCAUCCCACUGGGUCUUCCCCUAGCCUGGCUCAUGCUCAACUGGCUGGGUAUAGCACGCAUCCUCACCAUGUAUCAUCAUGCCAAUAAUCUGCAGAGUGAUCCAGUGGAAGAUCCUUUCGAGGAUGCAGAACUGGAGGCCCUGCAGUUGUCUGAGAUGUCCGUCAAGUGGGUGGAACUUCGGAAGCACUUCCUCCUUACCAUAUGUGGCAAGGAACCAUCACCCAUCAGAACUGCCAAUGUUCUUCAUGUUUUAGCUUCAGUAACAAAUCUGUGCUGUGUAGACAAGAAGGGGGUUCUCUCCUGGCCCAAUCCUACUGCGGAGAAAGUAUUCUUUCUUAAGAACAGAGCUCAUAACAAUCUGUCAUCCAGGUAUGUAUUAAUCCCAGGGAAAUAUUUUAAUAAAACAUAG